This is a messenger RNA of Metarhizium album ARSEF 1941, 4521 nucleotides long. RefSeq names its product Rho guanyl nucleotide exchange factor. The record is from RefSeq and is a predicted model, not a curated record. The transcript has 2 exons. NCBI's taxonomy places the organism in Eukaryota, Fungi, Ascomycota, Sordariomycetes, Hypocreales, Clavicipitaceae. Gene Ontology annotation, molecular function: guanyl-nucleotide exchange factor activity. The coding region runs from base 1 to 4521 and encodes 1506 amino acids.
AUGGUUCGUGUGACGGACGACUUGGCGUUCUCGCCAGACACCCUUUCACUGUAUCAUGCUUCCGAUCCGCUGCUCGGUCAACUCCCCGUCCUCAUAUUCCACGGGCCCUCGACGACGGCCAACUACACUUUAAAUAGCUCUCGCGUCCAAAUACACAUUCUGUCUUCUGCAGGCUUUCAGUCGUUUCCUCGAAUCACCAUCUCCCCGAGCUCGCCAUUCUACGGAGUCGUCGAUCAUCUACCCCGAGAGAUCCAGGUCGAUGAGGUAUUCCGCGGGUUGGCCUUCGGCCUCUUCAAAUAUUUCUCAGAACUCCCCGACGGAGUCAAAACCUACCUCAGGAAUUUAUAUCCGACCAGAGGGAAGCGCCCUGGUAGCGCCCCGCGUCUCUUUGGCGAACAACAUGCUGCCGGCCUGAUCGCAUCCAUGGUCAAAGGCGACAACGCUGCAGAAGUGAUUGCCUCGUUGCAAGAUGCGCUGCAGCCGCAACACAUUAACAACGUCGAUGUUGACCUUGUUCUCCCGCCAGGCGCCAUUGUGCCUCUGCCACCGGCCGACUGGGAAGAAGUACCGGACAAUGAAGACGACAUAUUAGACCCGUCUCUGAGACAAUAUGGCGGAUAUACACCUCUAAUCAGGUUGUUCGGCGAGCCAGUCUUUUUGCCGACACACAGGCUACGACGCGCCCCAUCAAAACCUACAUCCUUAAAUCGAGGAAGAUCCUUCAACAAGGACCAGAGAUAUGAGCUGCGCAUGAAGCUGGCUGAGCUGGUUGACACGGAAGAAAGAUAUGUCAUGAAGCUUGGCGAAUUGGUCAACACCAUUGCUAAAGAUUUUCGGGAAAGUGCCAAGGCAAGACCAGAGGGCAGUCUCAGUCCUUCAGAAGCAGAAUUGGAAAAACUCUUUCCUCCAUCGGCAGAUCAGAUCCUGCAGCUGAAUUCCGCGUUUGUGGACCAGCUCCGCACGAUUAUGGACGAAACCGAAGAUGAGGCUCUCCGGUACAUGGAACAAACCGCAUCGACUUUGGGCAGCAUGAAGAGCUCGGGUUCAGCUCGAGUAAAGGAUCCCAGUGGUGCCUUGAGCAUGGCUAAACUGUUCCUUGAAUGGUUUCCAAAGUUCACCCAGAGCUACCAAGAUUACAUCAAGGCCAGCCAGCACUUUCCCACUUUGCUCAACUCUUUUCUUGACAAACAGUCCAGCUUUAGACAAAGAGUCAACCAAACUGGCGAGCAGACUGUCAGGUCUAUUCUCAUUGAACCUGUUCAACGACUGCCUCGAUAUAGCCUCCUCAUUGAUCAAAUAGUUGGCUCGUUACCAAUAACCCACCCUGCGCUUCAGCCCAUGCUAAAGGCCAGGGAUAUUAUUACUAAUAUUUGCUCCAUGGACGACCCGUUACCAGACAGGCCUCACGUUGCUAACAGACUGCGAAAUAUGGUUGAAUCGUGGCCAAGGGACUUGGAGCCUCAGGGUCGACUCAUCGCUGCGGCCGAUUUCAUUGAACUUGCACCUCCAUUUCAAGGCGGAACUGACGAGUUGGACAGCGGUGGCGUUUUUCUUCUAUUCGCAGACUGUUUAAUUAUAUUAAGAAAGAUCGGGCUCACAAUGACUGGACGUGAUUUGCUCCGGGAGAUCGACAAGCCGUCCGUUGCGGAGUUGCUUAUUUCCAUGACCAAUGCUGUUGGUGGACCAGCGUCGUAUGAAUUCGCGCUUACGGGCUGGCAUAGCCUUGCAGACGUGCGGUUUACGGAGUCUGAAGACGGCGCGUUAGUGUGGAUGACUUCGACACGAGAUAUGAAGUACUCCCAUGCCGGAGAGUACAAGAUAAGCAAGGCCCCCACAUCUCGGUGCUUUUUACUUCAGGAGGCUCUGGAAGGCAAGGCCACCAAAUGGGGGGAAGAUGUAGUCAAAGCGCGAGUCGAAGCACGGUUCUCAGAGACUGAACGAGAAAACCCUUGUUGGACGCUCAGGUCAGUGCGUAUGCAGGACAGUAACCUGGGCCUGCAUGUGGCUGUCUUUCAAGAAGGCGCCCAUGAAUUGGUCGAGGGUCGAAGAGAACCAGCUGCCAUUCGCAUCGUGGUAGAUCACGAGAAAGGCACAAAAGGAGCGCCACUCGGCCACUACGGAGUGGAAAUAGUGAUAAACUUGUCCAGCAAUAAUCUCAAGCGGGUGUCGAUGCUCACUGCCGGUCUCAAUGGGAAGCAAUUCCAUGAUGACGUUGACCUGGAGGAUUUGCUCCCUACCAUGUCACGUCGCAUCAUUCAGCUACUGAGCAUCCAAUUCAAUGUCAGCAAUGCCAACCUGACUGCUUCUAUGGUGUCCUACUAUACCAAGACGUUGCGGAGAUUGAAUAUCUCGACCAAGGUUGAGAAAGGUCGAUCCUUCCUUGCAGCAUCACCCGUAAAGCUUCUUUCCAGCCUCUGGAACAGCGGCACAAGCAGUUUACCAGAUGUUGUUGUAUCUAGCACGAAACCUCAGCAGCAGGCAUUACUCCAUCGAGCGAAUAGCAUUCACUCCAUGUUUGGUUCGAUAAAGGGCAAGGAUAGCCGCCCCAACACCGCUGACGGACGACCAGAGAACCCCUUGCUGAGACUUGAGCAAACAUUUACUGGUUUUACGGCGGCCCUUCAGUCUCGAAAGGGCACCAUAAUUGGCCGUACAUUACUCAAUCGAUCACUUGUGGAUGAGCUGUCUGUAAAUAAGAUAUACAACAGGUUCAUCGAAACUCCCUUUGACUAUGCAGUCUCCUGCGAUAUCAAUACCGAAGUCAUAUUCGCCGCAUUCGAGAAAUUUCUGCAUAUUGCUUGGGCAGAUCAGAUAGGCCCCGUCAUGACGAUGCAAGCAAUGGACUCUUUACUUGACAGAGCAAAUAAGAGAGUCCCUGGGAAUUUUGCCGACUUUGUGAACUAUCUUUUUCGAGAUAUGGCACCACAAAAUCGACGAGCUUUCAUCACCGUGAUCAAGCUGUUAGCAGACCUGUUAGAUGGCUGUGGGAAUGACAGUGACAGAGGUGCAUUGACGGUGGCAUUUGCUGAACUUCUCGUCACUGAUGGCGAUGCUCAUAAUUACAUCAAUCUACUAGAUCGACUGGUGGAAGACUGCGACAGGAUAUUCGAAGACCAAAGUGCACCUCAGAGCUUCCAUCCCGGCUCCUUUACUUCCGAAUCUAUCGAAUCUGGCUACCGACAAGGCAAGACUCACACGGGCUCCGUCACAUCAAAUGCGUCGUCGCUUCGUCGCAAAUUCGGGCUCAACGCCCUUCUUCGACCGAGUUCACAGGAUGAGCGACCAUCGGUAUGGCGGAGCUUGAGCAAGCACAGGAAUCCCACCACGGGCGACACGUCGAGCUUAUCACGCAGCAUACACGGCACACUGUACAGAGCACCCUCGGUAGAUAACAACAGUCUACCGAAGCGACUGCAUCGGCGUGCCACGUCCAGAGAGAGGCCGUCCAUUGCAGGUGCAUUCGAUGAGACGCCACAACGUCCGACCAGCUCGCACCGCCUCGACUUUCCCCUUGACACCAUUGGCGAGCCCUCUUCCACCGAAAGAGUAGUCUCAAGCACGAAAAGCCCAAAAAAGAAGAGACGAAGUUCGCUAUCAGAUCUUAAAAGUCUCAUGGCCGCUGCAAAACUAGACGACGAGCCACCGCAGCCAUUGCAAACCACGAAGCAGACAUCUGGCAAGAUCAACACCAAACCCGCCACCCCCCAAUCGACAUCUCCUUCCAAGAUUCCGAUCAGUCCCAGCGCGGCUGGUACGAUAGGCGCCUCCAGGCAAAAGGAGAAAGAAAACCUCGCCGACUCGUCUGAAAAGGUUGACAGCCACGCAUCCGAACACUCCGGGGUUAUUUCUUCCAAAUUACCAGAUUCCCUAUCCAAGAUCUAUCGACAUCCCAAAGCCCUGUCGAUAUCUAGCAUCCCUACACUCCGGUCUACUAAGUCAGCAUCUGAUGCAAUAACUAGCCCUGGGAGUCCGACGCGAUCUAAUGCUCAACGCCUCCGACUCCACUCGCCGCAAAAGCUCAGAGAGCGGCUUCAAUCCGAGAAGCAAGUCGCCCAGGAGGUCGAUUCUUCACUGAAAAGCGAACUGUCCAAGAUUGGCGACGAGAUGGCUCGUGUGUACGAUUCUCGGUCAGCCAGCUCUCGGACGGAUGUGUCCGGGAUCGCCACCUCGCUGAAAGAGCUAGAGGAUCGCAUCGAGGUCAUGAUGAGAGAGUUACAUGAGCAGCAGGCUACGACGCAGAAGGAACUAGACACCACCAUGAAAAUCACAGAGGCCAAGGUACGCGCCAUCGACCAGCUUCAUAAAGAGGUUGUGGCGGAAAAUGAGUUGCUCUACGAAAAGUUUAAUGGCGAAUUGGGCAAAAUUAUCAAAGCCAUGAGAGGCAAGGGCAGGGAUGACAAGGAGGAGCUCGUGGUCAAGCUAAAGGAGCAAGGGGAUGAGACGGCGAAGUUGAAGAAGGAGAAUGCUCGUCUCAAGAGGGAAAUGGUAAGCCUGAAAGCCAUGUUGAGAGGAGCAGAUUAA